This is a messenger RNA of Oncorhynchus kisutch (coho salmon), 4274 nucleotides long. Its product is annotated as DIS3-like exonuclease 1. Gene Ontology annotation, cellular component: cytoplasmic exosome (RNase complex). The transcript is spliced from 20 exons. Gene Ontology annotation, molecular function: RNA binding; 3'-5'-RNA exonuclease activity. Bases 119 to 3325 code for a protein of 1068 amino acids. NCBI's taxonomy places the organism in Eukaryota, Metazoa, Chordata, Actinopteri, Salmoniformes, Salmonidae. The record is from RefSeq and is a predicted model, not a curated record. Gene Ontology annotation, biological process: rRNA catabolic process; mRNA catabolic process.
UCCUGGAUUUGAAUGGUUUGUUUACAACUUCGGAAUCGGUUCCCGCUUGUCUUGUCAACAGCAGCUAAUCUUUCAAAAACAAUCGUCCCAAAAGCGUUUUCUAUGAAGCGGGGUGACAAUGAUUAAGACCGAGAAGGUGUUGCAUUUGAAGAGUUCCCGAGGACGGAAGGUCCGUGUGGUCCGGGAACAUUAUUUGAGAGAACAUGUUCCCUGCUACAGCUCUCUCUGUCAGGCACAAUGCGCCAACGCAGAGGGCAAGGUGCUGUCUGGAGAGGUGACUCACUAUGUGAUGCCUGAUGCAGGCGUGGCGAGGGACUUUAUGGAGAUUCUGGAGUUUAGAGAGAUCCAGGGGAUAGUGUUCACUCAGACUGCCUGCCAGGCUGUCCAACACAGCAGAGGACGCAGGCAGUACAACCGGCUACGCAGCUUGCUGAAGGACCCCCGUCAUCACUGUAUCCUGUUUGCCAACGAGUUCCAGGAGUAUUCCUACUGCCCCAGAGAAAAGGGAGAGCCGCAGGACAAAUGGCAGACCAGGUGUGUGUAUCAUGCUGCGGUGUGGUACCAUGACCACCUGGCAGGUCUGAAGCCAGUAGUGAUGAUCACUGAAGACCAGAACGCUGUGGCAGAGUACAGCAGCCUCAACUGUGGUGUCUACGUCCUCUGUACACAGGAGUACCUGCAGACGUUCUGGCCGGAGCUGCAGGCUGCCCUGGAGCUGUACUGCUCCAUCGCUCAGUCCCUGCAGGAGAAAGGGAGCGAGGGGACGGAGAGAGAGUACACUGAACACCUGCCUGCCGAGGUCCUGGAGGCUGGCAUUAAGUCUGGCCGAUACAUACAGGGCACUCUGAAUGUGAACAAGCACCGUGCCCAGCAUGAAGCCUUCGUCCGCUUUGAGGGCUCUUCUAACAAGAGCUCAGAGCUGAACAGUGAUGUGCUGGUGUGUGGGGGGAAGAAUCGUAACCGGGCGGUGCAUGGCGAUAUGGUUGCCGUGGAGCUGUUGCCGAAGGGGGAGUGGAGGGGGAGAACCACAGCACUGACGGAGGGACAGGGGGAGGAGAAGGGAGACGAGACACAGAGCCAACCCAUGGCCACAGGUCGUGUGGUAGGGAUCCUUCAGAGGAACUGGAGGGACUAUGUCGUGACCUUUCCCCCUAAGGAGGAGACCCAAUCACAGAGCAGGAACUCCCAGCGUAUCCUGGCCACGCCCUGGGACCAACGCAUCCCCAAGAUCCGAAUCAGCACCCAACAGGCUGACAAACUACAGGAUCACCGGGUGAUAGUUCGUCUGGACUCGUGGGACAGCACCUCCCUCUACCCUAACGGACACAGUGUCAGGGUGCUGGGCCGGGCUGGGGAGCUGGAGACUGAGGUCCAAACCAUCCUCAUAGAGAAUUGCAUCCACGUACCUCCUUUCUCUGAGGCGCAGCUCGGUGAGAUGCCAGUGUCCUCCCCUGAGAGCCCCUGGUCAGUAGACCCUGCCGAGGUGAUCACCAGACGGGAUCUGAGACAAACCCACCUGGUGUUCAGCGUCGACCCUCGGGGCUGUGAGGACGUAGACGACACCUUGUCCAUACGCAGCCUCCCCCCCGGCCCGCGGGGUGAGAGAUUAGAGCUGGGUGUUCACAUCGCUGACGUCACACACUUUGUUAAAGAGGGGUCCCUGACAGACCUGGAGGCUCGCGCUAGGGCCACCACGUACUACCUGGCCGACCGCAGGUAUGACAUGCUGCCUGCUGUCCUCAGUGCUGACCUCUGCUCUCUGCUGGGAGGGGUGGACAGGUAUGCCAUGAGCGUCAUGUGGGACCUGGAUGCCCAGACCCUGGCGGUGAACACGGUGUGGUACGGUCGUACACUAAUCCAAUCCUCCUACCAGCUUUACUAUGAGCUGGCCCAGGCUCUGCUCAACGGAGAGGAGGCAGAGGUCCCAGAACUAGCCCAGCUACCACCUGGGGAGAGGGAUGCUAAGCUGGCCCAGCUCACCCAGGCCCUGGAGACCCUCACCCACGUGGCCAGACAGCUGCGUGCCCAGAGGGACAAGGGAGGAGCGUUGGAGCUGGAGGGGGUAGAGGUGAGGGCGCAGCUGGAUGAGGACAGGAACAUCACAGCCCUGGUGCCCAGACAGCCACUGGAGGUCCAUGAGACGGUGGCAGAGUGCAUGAUUUAUGCCAACCACUGGGUGGCCCGUAAGAUCCAGGAGAGUUUCCCCCAGCAGGCCUUGCUGCGCCACCACCCGCCCCCACGCCAGGAGUUCUUCAACCAGCUGCAGGACAGUGCCCGGGCACGCGGCUUCACCAUAGACACCAGGUCAAACAAGGCCCUGGCUGACUCUCUGGACCGGGCCGUGGACCCCCGGGACCCGCUGGUGAACCGGCUGCUGAGGGUGAUGGCUACCAUGGCCAUGUCUAAUGCCCUCUACUUCUCUACCGGAGCCUGCCCUGUCGACCAGUACUAUCACUAUGGUCUGGCUCUGGACCGAUACACCCACUUCACCUCUCCCAUCCGUCGCUAUGCCGACAUGAUCGUCCACCGCCUGCUCACCGCAGCCAUCGCCAUGGAGAAGGGGGCGGGGCCAGCCAAGGCCUUAGCCAGUAACAAAGAGUUGGAGGAGGUGGCUCAGCAAAUCAACAACAAGAACAGGGCAGCACAGCAUGCCCAGAAGGUGUCCACAGAGCUAUUCCAGUGCCUCUACUUCAGAGACAAAGACCCAGAGACAGACGAGCGCUGUGUGGCCGACGCGGUCAUCUACACCAUCAGAGCCAACGGCAUGCUGGUCUUCAUACCACAGUAUGGCCUGAAGGGGGCAGUGUACCUGAAGAACAGAGAGGGCCAGGUGGUGAGUGAGAGACAAGAUGGAGGAUGUGACUGGCAGACUGGUUCUCUACAGAGAUACCUGGACCACAUCACUACCACUACUGCUGUUGGCACCUCAACCUUCAACCUGUUCCAACACAUCACCGUGCGUAUCUCAGUAGAACCAUCACGUUGUCACUCAGACACAAUCCGUCUGGAAGUGGUCAGCAACAGGCCCCACCAGGCCCCCGAGACUCAGGUCCAGACCUCCCAGCCCCAGGGGGCUAGGGGCCGGUCCCAGCUGGUCCAGGAGGUGGUUCGGCAGGCAGAGGAGGCCUCUCAGCAGGCGGAGGAGAAGAGGGGCCGGGCCUCCAAACUGUCCACGGAGGAGAGAGAGUUCAGACAGAGUAAAUGUCCCAACCUCUACUCUCUCCUGGAGGAGGUCAGGGAGCUGGCCUUGCUGGACCUUGCUGCCUGUGGAGCAGGAGGCGGGGGUCUGGGAGCAGCCGCUCAGGCUUGUGCUACAUCAGCAUAGAUGAGGUGGAGAAGUAGGAGGAGGAACAGGUCUGGGAACAGCUGCUCAGUCCUGCGGUACAUCAACAUGGAUGAGGUGGUGGUGGAGGAGCAGGGAGGAACAACAGGUCUGGGAACAGCUGCUCAGCACUGCUGGAACAAGCAGCAGCUCUGGUCUCAACAGGACAGUUACCAUAGAAACAACACCUGGAACAAACAGCAGCUCUGGUCUUAACUCAACAGGACAGUUACCAUGGAAACAACACCUGGAACAAACAGCAGCUCUGGUCUUAACUCAACAGGACAGUUACCAUAGAAACAACACCUGGAACAAACAGCAGCUCUGGUCUUAACUCAACAGGACAGUUACCAUAGAAACAACACCUGGAACAAACAGCAGCUCUGGUCUUAACUCAACAGGACAGUUACCAUGGAAACAACACCUGGAACAAACAGCAGCUCUGGUCUUAACUCAACAGGACAGUUACCAUGGAAACAACACCUGGAACAAACAGCAGCUCUGGUCUUAACUCAACAGGACAGUUACCAUAGAAACAACACCUGGAACAAACAGCAGCUCUGGUCUUAACUCAACAGGACAGUUACCAUGGAAACAACACCUGGAACAAACAGCAGCUCUGGUCUUAACUCAACAGGACAGUUACCAUGGAAACAACACCUGGAACAAACAGCAGCUUCAGUUUUUACAAAACAUUUCUCAUUUUCUGUAUUUGAUUGAACACAUUUGGGGAGAUGUAGAAUCGAUUCUCAGGCCAUCGUUUUUACACUGAACUGUAUAAUGACCUCUGGCACUGAGAACAAUGUCAUUGUACAGCCUGGUAUUGUAUUUUAACCUAAAUAUAUUUUUGUAAUAUUUUUGGGCAGUUGGUAUCUUGUGGAAAAACAAGUAUUGUCAAGUGCUCUAUUCCAUCGUAUGUUUUACAUGAAUUAAAGUGCAUUACCAAACCUGU